This is a messenger RNA of Ascochyta rabiei, 960 nucleotides long. RefSeq lists its product as uncharacterized. Lineage: Eukaryota; Fungi; Ascomycota; Dothideomycetes; Pleosporales; Didymellaceae. The coding region runs from base 1 to 960 and encodes 319 amino acids. The record is from RefSeq and is a predicted model, not a curated record. The transcript has a single exon.
AUGAACGCUCUCCUCACCACUUUCCUCGCCACGAUGACGUCCUUAUUAUUUGUCUCGACCCACGCCUCCAAUGUUCGUACCAUCCACCAAUUCCCCAACCCAACAUGGCUCGAGAACAUUGCAGCUAUGCACAACGGAUCGGUUCUCGUCAGUAUCCUCGGUAAACCAGAGGUCCACAUGGUCAACCCAUCGAUCACACCCUCAUCCGACACCCUCGUUGCAAGCAUCCCAGCCGUAAACGCUAUCCUUGGCAUCACUGAGCUCUCAGACAACGUAUUCGCCGUUGCUGUCGGAAACGUCACGCCAGCCAACGUCCCAGUCCUCGGCUCCUUCGGCGUGUGGUCGAUCGACCUGAAGCACAAGCACGAAGCAGCAAAAGUGCAGAAGCUAGCCGACACACCGAACCUGAACAUGAUCAACGGUCUCGCUGCACUCGACCACCGCACUCUGCUUCUCGCGGACUCAUUGGCAGGCAACAUUGCGUCGCUCGAUGUUCGGACGGGCGAGACGGCUAUCUGGCUCGGAGACGAGAGCACAGCGAGUAACGCCUCGGCACCUGGUCUUCCCUUUGGCGUCAACGGCAUCAAAGUCCACAGCGGGCACGUGUACUACACCAACACAGUGCGAAACUCGCUGAACAGGAUCCGCACAUCGUCCAAUGGAACAGCCAUCGGGGACGUAGAGAUCCUGGCACAGGGCGAGGCAAUCUCCGUGCCUGACGACUUUGCCGUUCUGAACGAUGGAACCGUGAUCCAGGCACGGCCCAUGGGCAACGAACUGGUCAAGGUGGGCACAGAUGGAAACAUACAGGUCCUCGCGAAAGUCGCGGGCGUCACUGCUGUGGCGAUUGGGAGUGCGCACAGGGAUACGACGACUGCCUAUUUGAGCUCCAUGGGUGGAUUCAGCGCUGAUGGCAGUGUCGAGAGCGGCGGAAUGGUCCUUGCGCUGAAGCUGGAGUGA